This is a messenger RNA of Daphnia pulex (common water flea), 3776 nucleotides long. RefSeq names its product protein Hook homolog 3-like. Gene Ontology annotation, molecular function: microtubule binding; dynein light intermediate chain binding. The transcript is spliced from 11 exons. The record is from RefSeq and is a predicted model, not a curated record. Gene Ontology annotation, cellular component: cytoplasm; centrosome. The coding region runs from base 631 to 3360 and encodes 909 amino acids. NCBI's taxonomy places the organism in Eukaryota, Metazoa, Arthropoda, Branchiopoda, Diplostraca, Daphniidae. Gene Ontology annotation, biological process: cytoskeleton-dependent intracellular transport; cytoplasmic microtubule organization.
GAAAGUCUAGUGUAGCAUCAAGUCUAUCUCCAUAUUCGUCAGCCGCUAGUGUGGAUGAGUGACACGCUGAUUACUUGAUCCCAUCUGAUGAAAUUAUCAAAGGAUAGUCAACAUUGAAAUCCUAACAUAUUAUUGGCAUUUUUUACCACGUUUUUACGACUUUGGAAUUCCAAUUUGUCAAUCAUCCUGUGAGACAUUGCCAUUCCUUCAAAAGUACCAGUUACGAUAAUAUUUUAAUUUAAGAAAAAAAUAUGAAAAUCAAAUAAACGGUUUGUAAAAAAAUAAAGCAUAAUUUAAUUAAUAAAAACAGCGUAAAUAUUAACCAUCAAACUGGCCAAAAGAAGAGCAACAAGUUACACACCAAAUUCUUCUUUCAUUUUUUUCCCCGUUAGAGGGAGCUUGUAGCGUCGUCGUUGUUGUCAUUUAAGCCCAAGCCUUUCAUGGCUGACGUUUCAUGUUGUUUCGAUUAACACUUAUCUGAAAAUUUCUUUUGUUUUGUUUGUUUUUGUUUACAUAUUAGUCGAAGUAAUGCGAUUCUCUCUGACAUUAGUACUGUAGGGUUAAUCGCUUGAAAAGCAGCUAGGAUUUGUGUUCUUUUUUUUUCUGUUUACCGAAUCGCUUCUGCAGAAUAUGGCUGCACAAUGGCAGCUUCAUCACCUCUUGCAAUGGCUUCACAAGUUCAAUUUGGAAUCACCACAGCCUGAUGCUGCCAGUUUGAGUGAUGGGGUCACUGUAGCAAAAGUCCUGAAUUUAAUUGAUCCCCCAUGGUUCAAUGAUACCUGGCUUUCAAAAAUCAAGGAAAAUGUAACUUCCAACAAAAUAUUAAAGGUUAGCAACUGGAAAAAAGUAUUGGAGCGACUUGUUGACUAUUACGAGGUCCAUCUGGGGCAACGUUUAUCUGGCUUCACCAUGCCAGACGUCAGCAAGAUAGGUGAAAAUGAAGACGAAGCGGAACUGUGCAGACUUUUGCAGCUAGUGUUAGGCUGUGCUGUUCACUGUGAGCGCCAAGAAGAGUUCAUCCAGGCAAUCCUGCAGAUGGAAGAAGAUGUCCAGCGAGGAAUUAUGGCUGCUAUCCAGGGGCUACCUGGCAUCGACGAGCUGGCUGGAGGUUCCUUAGUUCCCAACGCAGAUUCGUUGGCUGUAAUGGCCGGACGUAGCCCGAACCAAACCACUGGCACAGGAUUUCACAAUCUGAUGGCACAACUUGAAGCGGCCAACGAAGAGAAGAAGCUACUGGCCAAGGAACGUCAGCAGCUCAAUUUACAGAUAUCAACUUUGCAAGACGAGAUCCAACACUUGCAAUCUGAAGUCGAGUCGCUGCGAUCAGGUGGUGUGCCGUUAGAGAGUUUGGACAGGUCCGACGGAGGCAAUCCGUCCGCAUUGAUGCAGAAACGCGAGAUUGUCCGCCUGACGGAAGAGCUUCUCAGAUCGGAUUCUGCACGGGAAGAGGUCCGACUUCGUAACGAAGUUCUUGAGCAAGAGCUGGCGAGGUUGCGUAUGCGACAGGACGAUCUACAGAGCGCUGCCGAACAAACCCGUAGCCUAAAGGACGAAGUGGACAUUCUUCGCGAGAGAUCGGCUCGACUCGAAAACGCCCAGUCGACCAUUGAUAGCAUGCGCCGCAAAGUGGAAGAAGGCAACGAACUUAAACGCCAGUUGCGCAAGCUCGAAGAGAAAAACAGCCAAUACAUUCAGCAAAACAUGGAAUUGGAGGAGGAGUUGAAAAAGCUUGGGCCCUGGAAAUCUCAACUGGAAUUGCAGAGGAAGCAAAUAGCUGAAGUCCAGAGUGCGCUCGAUGAAGAACGUCGGCGAGCAGACAAGUUUGAACUGCAACACAAGAACAUCGUGGAGCGUAACGAAGCCCUAACUCUGGAAAAAGAGCGCUUGAUCGUGGAGCGUGACAAGCUUGUUGAGCUAAAUGAAGAAUUCAAGUUUACGCAAUUGAACAACGGGGCCAUGAUGCCUCAAGACGGCUCGCCUUCCACCACAGGGGUCGACACACUCGACAUGAUCCCGCCCGACAUUAAAGAGAAGCUGUUGAGGCUGCAGCACGAAAACCGUUUGCUGAAGGAGAAGAAGAAUGGCGGCCAGGACGAGGCGGAGGUACUGAUGACGGUCAACGCGAGUCUCCUGGAACGCAUCACUUGCCUAGAAGCCGAGAACAGGUGCACAUGUCGGGUCUGCCCGCCACGAAAAUCCUUAGUAGAGUGUCAGAUGAAGCCCUUGGUGACAUCGGGCAGUAUCGUGGCUAGUAUCAAGGCCAAAUUGGCCAGCAAACCCGUUUUCGCUGGCUCACUGAUGGCUAAGAACACAAUCACCAAUGGUUCCCAAACUUUAUCUCUCCACGGAUCGUCGUCUUGUUCUCAGCUGAGCUCUUGCAAUCGUGUGACCACGUCCGGCGCGCCAAUGGCAAGCGAGUCGGCCCCGGUCGAAUCGAAAGCCACUGUUAGUCGCGUGGAGCGCCUUAAAGACGCGUUUUUGAAUAGCGACAGCUCCAGUUGCGCCCAAGUCGUUCCCCAGUCGAGUUCUGUCCAAUCUCGAGUGUAUUGCCGUUCAGUCAGUUACGGUUACGACAAAGCGAUAGCUUUUGGUGGUCCCAUUACUACUACUACUACUCCCACGCCCACCAGUUCCCAGACGAUUUUCUCAGCCGACAGAAAGUGGGGCAGUUCCGAAAGCGAGACCCGGCAAUUAGAAACGGCGCUACCGUUAACCAGCGGCGGCCUAGGCAGCAGCCGCAACAGUCUCCUCCGUCUCGCCAGUCUACCGCAUCGAAGAGAAAGUGAUCCAGCCUUGUCCAAAAUGGAAGUCAACGGAAAUAGCUUCCAUCCAGCUCAGCCCCACAAGCCACCGCCGCCGCCGGUCGAGGCCGUAGUCAUCACCCGGGACUCGUCCCCGCGUGAUGAGACGGAUUCCGGCUACCGCGGUGGGGAUUCGAUUCAUUACGAAGAGUCGACCUCUUCGCCCCGUUAUUCGCCCAGCAGCAGCCACCAUUUCGAUGACGGGAUUAUGAUCGAUUUCAACCCCAUACCUUACAAGAAAGACAUUGGUGGCAGUGGGGCGGGAUUGCUGCGCUCGCCUCCCGACGAUUCCAUCGAGAUUGACGUCUCUUUCCACGACGGAAGAGCCUCGUUUGAUAGCGAAUCCGUUUCAGUCUCUUCUUUCUCCAUCAUCAGCGAAACGAUCGCCAGCUCCGAUCGCUCGUUUGAUCGAUCCCAAUCGCUUCUGCUGACUCCGCGCUCUUCCGCCAACCGCAAUUCGGACGACACGUGUUCGCGGAAGAGUUUCGGAAAGUCGCUCAAGAAGCGUAAAAUGUUCAAAGCGGCCGCCAACGCAAUGUUCUCCCUUUGCGGCCCUUGAGACCAAAAAAAAACAAACAGACCAACCACUAUUCUCACGACCUACAAAGAUUCUUCCUUACUGUAUUUUUUUAAAAAUACCGUUUGCUCAUUGCAUGUGUCUUAACUCAAUUCCCACUAAACGCAACAAGUAUGGCGCUCAAAGUCGAUUAGCAGCUACGAGGCCUGAGAGAUUUUUUCACGAUUAAAACGACUGCAAAAGUCGUCCACUUAUACGUGCCAUAUCAGUAGACAUUCCGAAUUUUUUUUUCUUGCAAUAUUUACUCAAGGAAUCGUGUGUAGUAAAGCGAAUGGAGACUUUUCAUUAAGGUUGAGAACGAAAGCAGGUAACAGGGUUGUGCUCGUAAAGAAAACAGAAAUAUUUUUUAGAAAAAAAAAACCAAAAUGUUCGCUAGCUGUGUGGUCGGUGCGCGAGUA